Messenger RNA from Arctia plantaginis, 273 nucleotides. The record is from the annotation of a GenBank genome assembly. NCBI's taxonomy places the organism in Eukaryota, Metazoa, Arthropoda, Insecta, Lepidoptera, Erebidae.
AUGUCUCAUUUUAUGACAGAAUUGCCGUUGGUCGUCGUAAAGCCUGGCAAGAUGAUCACAUCAAAAUUGAAAGUGGUUGCAAUGGUCCUGAUGUUACUCCUCUAUGUGUAUAUGGUUCUAUUCCUUAAAUCGUUUUAUUUGAAAUCAAAGAGACUCGACCGCAUCUGGGAAAUGAUAUCGGAGACUGAAAAAAAAAUUAUAGAAGUCCAAAACAUGGAUCAGAACCUUGCCAUGCAAAUAGCUGAACUUAACAAGCUAUAUGAAGACUAUUAA